UGUCAGCAGUCAACGACUGUAAACGGUCGGAUCUGAACUGGGAUUUUCAACCGGAGGACUGAAACUGCCUUGUUGCUAUGCAACAUCACCGCAACUGUGCUGAAGUCAGAAGAAAUCAUGAACGAGUGGAUCAGUUGAAACGCUUUUCAGGAGUUCACAGGUGGAAUGAGGGAGGCCGGCUUUGUUGAGUUGCACCUGCUGACUUUCCGGAUGUUUCCAUACAGCUGAAUCCCGGGCUGGACACUGAGCCUCGUUCUCGGACUGUGGAGAGGGAAAUGUUUGUUCAUGAACAGCAGACUUCCUUCCUUUUUUGCAGCAGUGGCCAUGAGGAUGUUUUUGGUGAACUGAGAGAAGAGUAGCAUCUCAGGAUUCUGAGCAGUGUUAAAAUGCCUGUGCAUCAGAUCUCCGUCGUACCAGCCAGUAAAGAGACCACAAGCAACAGCCGAGGUUCCGGCAGAACCAGAGAGAAGAGUAAAGAGAAUGAGGGUGAGAAAGCACCAGGCCGAUCAGGGAGUCGAUCUAGCAACAUUUCAAAGGCUAGUAGCUCCACCCAGGGGGCAGUACUGAACGGCGCCUCUCGGACAUCAGUCACUCCCUCCUGUCAGGACAUCUGCAGUACUGGCGGUCCAGUCAAGUUUGGAAAGGAUGCCUCAGAUUUAGCCACACCCAUCAUGCCAGUAAACCACGCCUCUGACUCAGCCCCCAUCGGCAGGCGGCAGGUGAAACGUCGUCACCGGCGGCGGAGGGAGAGUAGCAAUGGGGGCGGAGCGGUGGGUUGCGUCUCAGAGUGUGUGGACCACACGAAGCGUUUGCGCGGGCACACACACACACGCAUACACUCGGACUCGUCUUCGGAGGACGACGAGCAGCGGUGGAGGGAGGCUCGCUCGUGGAGCCGCGAGAAGGCUCGGCGCAGGCGCAGCAGCAGCCGACAAACGCCCAAAUUCACGGCGGGACAGGAUGGGCGGGACGGGGUCAAGCUUGCGCCUGUGGAUGCGGACGAGGGUCAGAAAGAGAACAGGUCCCCUCGGGUCAUGGGUGCCACUCUUAAGAGUCGCAAGCGGUCAUCCGUAAAGAGGGAAGAGCCACAGAGCAAGGCGGCCAGUCACGGUAGAGGGAGUGGGAGGGCCAGUGAGGAGGAGCAGCAGCCAAUUACUAAGUCGUAUGAGGAGCAAGGGUCGGGGGACGCAGACAUGGCCAUCCCGACUGCUCAGAAAUAUGCAAAUGUGGCCGAUCAAAACGGCGCCGCACAGCAAGCAUGCACUGACGAUGAGCUGGAGGUGUGCAGGAUCUGCCACUGUGAGGGCGAUGAGGACUGUCCUCUCAUCACUCCGUGCAGGUGUACGGGGAGUUUGCGUUUCGUGCACCAGGGCUGCCUGCACCAGUGGAUUAAAAGCUCCGACACACGCUGCUGUGAGCUCUGCAAAUACGACUUCAUCAUGGAGACACACCUCAAACCCCUGCGCAAGUGGGAGAAGCUGCAGAUGUCUACCAGUGAGCGCAGGAAGAUCUUCUGCUCGGUGAUGUUUCACCUGGUGGCUGUGAUUUGCGUCAUCUGGUCCCUCUACAUCCUCAUUAACCGCACUGCUGAAGAGAUACGGCAAGGCAAGACCAACAAUGCGUUGCUGCGUUUGUCCCCUCUCAAUGCCGUAGGGGUGCUGGAGUGGCCAUUCUGGACCAAGCUCAUCGUGGUGGCCAUCGGCUUCGCUGGCGGCCUCAUCUUCAUGUACAUACAGUGCAAAGUCUACCUGCAGCUGUGGAGGCGCCUGAAGGCCUUCAACCGCGUCAUCUUCGUGCAAAACUGCCCCGACUCCGCCCGCAACGGAGAUGAAAAGGCCCCACCUCCUCCGCCUCCCAUCACCCACCGCAACGGGAGACACGAACCGGCACUUGUUGCUGCCCCCCAGACGCAAACAAACACUUCCUGCCCUGCUCCCACAGGAAGUGCAGAGGCGGCACCUGUUUGA
Molecule: messenger RNA, 1967 nt
Organism: Colossoma macropomum (tambaqui)
Lineage: Eukaryota; Metazoa; Chordata; Actinopteri; Characiformes; Serrasalmidae
Gene: marchf1
Product: membrane-associated ring finger (C3HC4) 1
Exons: 8
Coding region: 387-1967 (526 amino acids)
Biological process (GO): antigen processing and presentation of peptide antigen via MHC class II; immune response; protein polyubiquitination
Cellular component (GO): late endosome membrane; early endosome membrane; lysosome
Molecular function (GO): zinc ion binding; ubiquitin protein ligase activity; MHC protein binding
Source: RefSeq, a predicted model, not a curated record